Molecule: messenger RNA, 864 nt
Organism: Pieris macdunnoughi
Lineage: Eukaryota; Metazoa; Arthropoda; Insecta; Lepidoptera; Pieridae
Source: the annotation of a GenBank genome assembly
AUGAGCUGUUCCGGAUUGUUGGUCAAGUUGGUGCUCGUCAGCCUGAUUCUCCACACGCACAGUGCGCCAUCAAGAAGAUCACGGGAUGCCAAACUACCAGAAGAAUCUACCACGAGUCGGCAAAGCAAGUUACAAGAGAAAUUCAAGGAAACUACCACCACCACAGAAUCUUCACCCACAAACAGACGCAACAAAGCAUUAAACCUAUUUGGCUACUUCCCAUCUUACUUAUCAUCAGGUCUAGAUUACAGCGAAGAUGAUGAUGAUGACGUAACCUUCUCCGUCAAUGACGACAACUUCGAUGAUGACGACUUAUCCCGCACAAUUCCCUCAAGACGCCGACAGCAGAAUAAGAAGAAGAACGGAAACGGAGAAACCUUCGCGAAUGAUAACAUAAACUCACUGCAAUAUGAUAACUCUCCCAUUUUCUAUAUUAGACUCCCUCCUACCCCGUAUAUGUUCGUUCCAGGAUUAGGAUAUGUAUCCCAGCCACCCAGUAUUGGACCACCAAUGCCGCCAAUGAUGCCACAACCAAUGCAAAAUCCAGAUCCUUUCAUCAAUCUGCCUUUAGAUUUUGUUUCUAACGGAAAACCAACCGGCGUUUAUCAAUGGGGUGGCGCACCUCAAUUUCCUCAAAUGCCACAGAUGCCAAUGGAUCCUUAUGGUUUCGGACAGCCAAUGAUGCCUCAACCCUCACGUCCGAACUAUAAUCCCUCUUAUUCAAAGCCUAAACCAACUAACUCUAAGAUCACGAACAUGAAGGGGUCGUAUGUAUUCAAUGGAAAACCAAGUGAUAGUGUCUACGUGCUACGAGACACAUAUAACUCUAUCUAUUCAGAUGCUCUGCAGAAUUUCUAUCCUUAG